AUUGAGAGAUUCACUCAUUCCCAAGAAUUACCCACGUAUUAUACACCAACUUAUUUGAAUAUAAAAGCAAACCAAAAAGUCCUUUUUCUUCUCACAGUCCCUUCGUUAAAACGGUCCAAAAAACGCCGUUAGCUUCCAAGAAUUACCACAACAAAAAAAAACUAUCCUUCGAAUCAUCACCACCACCUAUCGACAUAUAAUGUCAUCUGCACCGGCCACCAUCGCCACCUCCAGCAUUGAUUUUUCUGGUAGUUUAGCCAUGCCAUGUUGCACCAAUAAUAAUUCCCACAAGGAUUCCAUGGAGGAUUUAGUUGCUUUAAAAAUCAGCCUCUUGGGUGAUUAUCAUAUUGGAAAGACAAGUUUUUUGACAAAGUACGUAGGAAAGGAGAAAGGGGAAGAAAGGUUUACAACAACGGGGUUAAACCAUAUGGACAAAACUCUCUGUGUUAGUGGUGCUAGGAUUUCUUAUAAUAUGUGGGAAGUCGAAGGUGACAUUUCUCAUAUUCCAGUUGCUUGUAAAGAUUCAGUAGCAAUGUUGUUUAUGUUUGAUCUCACAAGUCGUUGUACAUUAAAUAGUGUGAUUAGCUGGUAUCAACAAGCACGAAAAUGGAAUCAGACGGCAAUUCCAGUUCUAAUAGGAACAAAGUUUGAUGAUUUUGCCCAGUUACCAUUAGAUGUGCAAUGGGCAAUUGCUUUACAGGCAAGGGCAUAUGCAAAGGCACUAAAUGCAACCUUAUUCUUCUCAAGUGCAGCCUACAACAUAAAUGUGAAUAAAAUCUUCAACUUCAUCACUGCAAAGAUCUUCAACUUACCAUGGACAUUGGAGCGUAACCUCACCAUUGGAGAACCCAUUAUAGACUACUAGAUCUUCUUCCAUUUUUUCUAUUAUCAAAUUCCUUCAUUAUCCCUAGAGAGAAAAGAAGAAAAGAAAAACAUUAUUUUAAACUGUAGAUAUCAGGAUAUUCACAAAUAUCAUUGCAAACGAAAUGAUCCGCAUAGACAACCGGUCGCUGGAUCAUGUUGGUGUUACUAUAGCCAGUGAAAUUUCGGGUUGUCUUGGAUGUCAUUCCGUUAAAUCGACAAAUUUUGUGAACGGAGUACGAUUUUUCUUGUUUUUUUUUUCACUGGACAAUGACUGCAAUUUUUUUAAUAGAGUUCUUUGAUCAA
Molecule: messenger RNA, 1167 nt
Organism: Capsicum annuum
Lineage: Eukaryota; Viridiplantae; Streptophyta; Magnoliopsida; Solanales; Solanaceae
Product: septum-promoting GTP-binding protein 1-like
Exons: 6
Coding region: 200-865 (221 amino acids)
Molecular function (GO): GTPase activity; GTP binding
Source: RefSeq, a predicted model, not a curated record